AUUCUUCAAUUCAAGCUUGGUUGUAACCGCCUAAACCUACGAAUCUACGAUGCUCCACUCACUGCAACAGAGGUAGAAGAAGACGGAGUAAAAGUAGUAUUGAAGAAGAAUGGAAACCAAAAUUGAGAGAAAUGUAAUUGGAAUUGAGAAUCCAUUUACUUUAAAAGUUGGUCAAGUAUUUACUGGUUUUGGAAUCGGUUGUGGAGUCGGAAUCGGUGUUGGUCGCCCUUUAAAUUUAGGUGCAAUUCCAAUGUUGAAUCAAGUUAUGAGUGCCACUAGAGGUGCAACUGAUGCAUUUUCUGGUGUUAGCAGACAUGUCAAUACUUCUUUGAGGAAGUUGGGAGCUAGGAAUAUUGAAGUUGGUGUUGGAUGUGGAAUUGGUUUCGGUCAUGGUUUUGGAGCUGGACUUGCUGUGAAACCAGGGGUGUUGAAUCAAAUUCAAUCUUGCAUUGCAGUAACAAUGACAAAGAUGAUGAUGAAGUUUGGACUUACUCCCAGUUUACCAUUUAGUCCGGGUGCAUUUCCAACAUCCUUACAAAGUGCCACAAGCACAGCCAUUCCAGGAAGCAUGAUGCAGUUAGCAACUAAAUCAGCUGAUCAAUUAUCUCAAGGUCUAGCAGGCUCUCAACCAAUGAACAUUGGUUCUGCUUUUGAUAAAACGGCAUUAAAAGACACUGCAGCUGACACGACAUAUGGCACCCGAACUGAGAAAGUUCUUAACAACUUUCUGCAAAAUCCACUGUUGAAGGGAGAAGGAGGAGGAUCCAGUGAAGCAGCUGGACGCUUGCAAACAGAGAACAAAAUACUUCAGAUGGUUUUGAAACACCAGCAAAUCAUUGAAGAACUUGUGGAGGAAAAUGAGAAGCUUCGGCAGAUACUAGUGGAGGAGCUGAAAGUACCAACCAGCAAACUUGAAGCUAGUUCUUCAGGUAGAAUUAGAAAUAAGUUGCCAUGUACUGAUUGUUUUGAGUGCCGUAGAAAACAAAGACGAAGGUAGAUUCAAAAUAAUAUUACGAAUAUACUCAUUGAAGUGCUUGCGCGUUAACGCUUGAAGGAGCUCCCAUAAACCGGGAUACCCCUUAAUUAUUUGGGUCUUGUUCCUACUAGUACCCCUGCUAAUGGGUUGCCGGAGAUAGUAUAGGCGCAUGAUCACUUGACCUGACACAUUACUGAUUAGCAUUAGAUGACAGGUAUUUAGUUGUUUGGUUUAAUGUUUUGGAGGAAAAACCUGAGGGGAAUGGAAGGCAGCAAAAUCUAUCAUGAGCUAAUUUGAUCUCUCCUCCAAAAGUAGAGAGGAUUUGGAUCGGAGAGAAUAUUUAUUUGAAGUUUGAACUUAAA
Trifolium pratense (red clover) is the source of this 1338-nucleotide messenger RNA. RefSeq lists its product as uncharacterized. The record is from RefSeq and is a predicted model, not a curated record. The coding region runs from base 110 to 997 and encodes 295 amino acids. Lineage: Eukaryota; Viridiplantae; Streptophyta; Magnoliopsida; Fabales; Fabaceae. The transcript has 7 exons.